This is a messenger RNA of Rubroshorea leprosula, 1886 nucleotides long. NCBI's taxonomy places the organism in Eukaryota, Viridiplantae, Streptophyta, Magnoliopsida, Malvales, Dipterocarpaceae. The record is from the annotation of a GenBank genome assembly.
GAUUGUGAUAGGUUAAAUGUUGGUGUGAUCAUGGAUACAAUUGUUAGUUUUGGCUAUGAAGAUGUUAUAAUUAAGAAUGUGUAUUACACAACCAUUGGAGGAAGUGUUAUCACAUUGAAGUGUUUGGCUGGCGAUGAUAGUAUUAGGGACAUUUUGCGCAUGAACAAUGUAGUUGAGGAGGAAGGUAGACAUGAAGAAAAGGUAGGUGAAGAGGAAGGUGGACACGAAAAAAGGCUAAGUGAAGGUAUUGAUGGCGAGGUUAGUGGAGGAGUAGAUGAAGGUGACUUGGGUAACAUAACCCAAGAGUACCUUAUUGGCAGUAAGGGUAAAACUAGGAAUACAGUUGAGAAAGAUGAUGAAGUAGAACCUCUUUGUAGUAGUGAUAGAGAUGAUGAGGAGUUUAUUAAUUUGAAGAAAUGUGCAAGGUCUAUUAGGAGACCAAUAGAAGGAUUAAAAGUUCCAAGUGGGCUUCAAACACCACAAGGGGUCAAGUACAAGCAUGUUGUAAAGAGGCCAACCCCUAGAUCUACUCCUAUAAAAAAGCCAAGCAUUAGAUCUACCCUUAUAAAGAAGCCAACGACUAGAUCUACUCCAGUCUCUAGGGGUAAGAAAGUUGCAUCAUCAAAUCUUGCUGAGUUGAGUAGGUUGAGGAAAGAGAAGGCAAAACUUGCAAAAAAAAGAGACAAUCAAUAUGAGAAUAGUGAUGAUGUUGGGAAGUUAAGGGAUUCAUCUAAUGAGUCUGACGAAGAAAAUUUGCUUUUUGUUUUAGUUGAUAUAGUGAGACAAAGGAGAGCUGCUGAUGUGAUGAUAUUUGCAUACAAUGAGUUGAGGGUUAGUAUCAAUUAUAAAAAAUGUGUUAGAACCAAGAAAAUGCUAUUGAAGGAGAUGGAGGGGAGUUUUAAGGAUGAGUAUGCCAUGAUUCAUUCAUUUGGUGGGUAUUUGAAGGAGGUCAAUCUUGGAAACUCAGUUUUCAUUAAAACUAAAGAAAAUGAUGCUGGUGAGAGAGUGUUCAUGAGAAUGUAUGUCUGCUUGAAAGUUAUCAAAGAUGGUUGGAAGAAUGGCUGUAAAGGAAUCUUUGGAGUUGAUGGUUGUUUUCUUAAGGGAAUUUGUAAGGGUGUACUAUUGUCUGCUGUUGGUCGUGAUGGAAAUAACCAGAUGUACCCAAUUACAUGGGAUGUAGUCGAAUUUGAGAACAAUGAUUCAUGGACAUGGUUUAGGCAAAGGCUCGCAUAUGAUUUGGACCUUGGAAUUGGGCAUGGUUAUACAAUGAUAUCUGACAAGCAUCUAGAGUUGAGGGAAGUAUCCGAGGAAGCUUAUGUUGAGAUGAUGGAUCUACUAGGAAGGUUUUGGUGCAAGGCAUUCUUCAAUGAAGGCUAUAAGUGUGAUGUUGUUGAUAACAACAUGUGUGAAGCAUUUAAUUCAUGGAUCCUGGCUGCAUGGUGUAAGGCAAUCAUUUCUAUGAUUAGAACUUUAAUUGACCAAUUGAUGGAGAGACUCAGGGAAAGAAGAUUGUUUGCAGAGACAUGGCCGAAUGAUAUUGCACCUAGAGUGAUGAAAAAGAUAAAGGAAAAUACCGUGAGGUACAUAAAUUGGAAUUAUGAAGAUUUUGUUCAUAAGCAUUAUAAGAAGGAAAAGUACUUGCAAGCUUAUGGGACUGCAUUGGAGUGCCUUAGAGGCAAUGAGGUCUUGAAGAGAAGACCAGAAGGAGGUUGUUUACCACCAAUGUUGAGAACACCACCAGGAUGACCAAGGAGGAAUAGAAGAAAAGAUAAGCAUGAGCCUAAGAAAGUUAAGGUGGAGAAAUUCAGUAGGUUGUGCAAGCAUGGGUUUGUGAUGAGUUGUAGCUUGUGCGGUCAACAGGGACACAAUAAAGCUAGAUGUCCUAG